AUGAAUAAUUCAUUGUUAGAUUGUUUUGUUCUUUCAUAUGAUUGGGAUAAUAAUGGAUUAAAGCAAAAACUUACUCCAAUGUUUAAACAUAAAAGAUUUAUAUGUAUAGUGAAUUGUGAUGAUGUUCAAGAGAGUUUUUGUGAAAGAGGUGCUUAUGCAAUUAAAGAAACUGCUAAUUUGUAUCAUAUUGCAUAUAAUGAGUUAUAUAUGGUUGGAUGUGAUGGAGAAGGUAUUGUUGAGAAAGACAUAAAGAAACAGGAAAAGGCUAUUAAUUUUGGAAAGCAAGUUGGUGUAGAACAUUUACAAUCUAUUAAUUAA
This is a messenger RNA of Entamoeba dispar SAW760, 318 nucleotides long. RefSeq lists its product as uncharacterized. Lineage: Eukaryota; Evosea; Mastigamoebida; Endamoebidae. The coding region runs from base 1 to 318 and encodes 105 amino acids. The transcript has a single exon. The record is from RefSeq and is a predicted model, not a curated record.